Molecule: messenger RNA, 1764 nt
Organism: Orbicella faveolata
Lineage: Eukaryota; Metazoa; Cnidaria; Anthozoa; Scleractinia; Merulinidae
Product: interferon regulatory factor 5-like
Biological process (GO): regulation of transcription by RNA polymerase II
Cellular component (GO): nucleus
Molecular function (GO): DNA-binding transcription factor activity, RNA polymerase II-specific; RNA polymerase II cis-regulatory region sequence-specific DNA binding
Source: RefSeq, a predicted model, not a curated record
AGAUGGGAUUUUUCCCGUCACUUAUAUUAUUGUUAUUAUUAUCAUCAGCAGAUGUUUGUCAGACUUAUAAAGCACUGUCUACAUCGCCAAGUGCGCACAACAUCCAGUCCGCGAUUCAAUUCACCACUAAAAACGAAAGCGAAGUUAUAUCUAACUUUCAGUUUUGGAUUAAACAGAGUGAACUUCCGGUUUUAUCUGAGGGGGCGCCAAGAUACUUUAUGAACAUCGAGACUUGACUCAUUAAAGAAUUCGAUUUUUCAGUUGACUGGCUGGAUAUAAUUUCCACAAGGCAAAGAACGACGACACAUCAUGCACGAUUACAGUAAACCUUCGGGAAAAAAGCGAUUGCGCUUCAAAGAUUGGUUGAUUGAGAGGCUUGACACCGGCGAAAUUAGAGGGGUGCAGUGGAUUGAUCGAGAACGAGGAUUGUUCAAAAUACCCUGGGUGCACGGAUCUCACAAAAACUGGAACCUAAAUGAUGUUGAAAUAUUUCGUCAGUGGGCUAUUUACUCUGGAAAAUACAAUCCGACAGACCGGAGACCUGAUGCUAUCAAGUGGAAAACGAACUUUAGAUGCACGUUGAAUGCUCUUCCCGAUUUCAAAGAAAUCGAAGUUCGCGAAGAAAGCUCCCCUCGAGGACCCAAGAGGUAUAAGAUCUACAGUUUGAAAAACAAAGGCAAGGUAAAGAAGGGGCAGAACGAGCUUGGAAAGGAAGAAAAAAGAACUGACGCAUUUGCUCUGACAGACAAAGAAAUAGUUCAGAUGGUGGACGAGAUGAUGACUCCUGGACCUAUCACGAGACCUGCAUUACAGAAGCCCUUGUUGAUUACUCGAGCUCGUCCAAACGCAACCUAUCCUGCUUUCGAGACACUUGUGCUGGGAAAAUCAACAGAGACGUUUCCUUUUUCUUACACACCGUGGUUCUUGGCGGCAUGGAAUGCUAUGGCAGUGGACCUACACGUGGAGAAACCCGAAGUGGAAAAAUCUGCUCAGGAAAGUGUCGGCGAGGGAAAUGACUCCUCAGAGGGAUCCGCCGAGGAUGGUGAAUAAGAAGGAGCUUGCACAAGCCUUGCAACGCGGUCGGCCUAAUAGCUUAAAACCGAGACAGUGUCAAAACAAGCGCAAAGAUCAUUAUAGUGAAUCUUCUUACAUAUAGUUAUGUGUAAAAUUUUAGAUGCUAGCGUAGAGGUAGAGUAGAGUAGACAAUAUGGUAGUCAUUCGUAGUGUAAGGAGUAUUUAGAUUCUGAUCGCCUUUGGGAGACCGUGAAAGGAAGGGGGUUACAAAACCGCUGACAAUGGUUCGAAAAUAAUCAAAAGCGUCGGAGACUAAAGAUAACUUAGAAAGUGAAGUUAAUGCGAGAAAAUUAAUUUUUCAGUUCAUUAAAAACAACAGGAUUCAAGAUUUGAAAAACGGGCUGGGUUGCCAUGGAAACAUCAAGAUCCUUGACCAAUGGUAUGAACCCCUUAUGGAAAUAAAAUGAAAGAACUUUAACAAAUAUACAAAACAAUAAGUUUUUUGCUUAACGUUGAGUAACUGUUUGAAAUCAUGUUGAGAUUUAAAGUGUAAAAAGACAAUGUAAGCAAUGGACAGUUUGCUGUGUUCACUCAAAGUAAUAUAAAACGCCGCAAGCAUUCUUACGAAACGCUUUAAUCUUCGAUUGAGAUUAGAUCGCAGUAAGUAAGCAGAAUACAGGCAUAAGGUGCGCAAAUUACCGUAGACGACAGCUAACACAUUGAAUAAAGAGCGGCGUGGAUAACGAGAAA